GCGAUUUCAUCCAUUUUAUUGUUAUAAUUGUGGACAUGAACUAGAAAAUGAAUUGAAAGAUACACGAUGGUAAUAAUGGACUUGUAGGUAAUCAUGUGAAUGUAUUACUCUAUUGCGAUAGCAUAUAGUUUUAUCAGUUGAACAUUGGCUGACAUUACGAGAGCACAGUCGUAUAACAAUAUCGUGUCACUCUUGUCUCUAGGAGAAGCGAUUAUACAGGAUCUUCCUGAUAUCCGAGUGUGGCAGUGGAUUCCCUACCUGACUACCAUUUAUCUUCGUCAGUUGACUGCGACACUACUCUACGCUACAUGUGAUGAUUCUAUUCAUACAGGAAUAGUCGUUUUCUACAUUCCCAACAUCUGGAAGAGUUCUCUUGAGACUGGGGCGUUCUGUGAGACGCUGUCAUAUUGUUUAUUAAUUAAUUCCACGAGGAACGAAUCCACGAAAAUUAAAAACAUUAAAUUUAUUGAUAUCUCAUUCUUUGUGAAUUCGACAUAAACAUUUAUUCAGCGUUAAAGAAUUUGGUUGAAUAUUGAAUAUUCAGUUUGUAACAUCUCCUAGCAACGGUCGACAUAGUGACUGGUAUAUUUUUGUGUUAACUGUGAUUUUUGUGAAAGGGAUUACAGUGUUAUAUUUCACACCAUUCCAAGUUUGAUCAGUAGUAAUUCUAUUUAUAUUAAAGAGUGUUAGAGAUAUAAACAAUCUAUCGGACUUAUACACCAUUUAUAUUUCAUGGUUUUAACAGGUCGGUAGUAACGAACAACACAUUCAAACAAUUCUCUCAAUUUUAUACAAUUUAUUUCUAAUGUCGGAAAUUACUGACAGAAUUUUUACAGUAUAUUUUCUAAUGUCGGAAAUAUUUUAUUCGUUUGUUGUUUGAGAAAUUGACAGAUUUUAUGCUUCACAUGACAUUGUGAUUUUAUGAGUUUUCUGAGAAAUCAAGAAUAUUCAGAUAUUUUUUUUGUUAUUCAAAAUUUGAGGAGACGGAGCUAUGUUUUGUGAAUAAUAUUUAAAGUAAAAUUCAUAUAUGUGCUCAAUAUGCUGAUUGACCAUUGACUCUCAGUGCGUUUAAAUUAUCUUAACGAAAAUCGUGAAUUUUUAAAGGCGGAGAUAAACUAGUUGUGUAUAAAAUAUUUGAUUUCUUUGAAAGAAAAACACAAAUUUUAUUCAGUGAGCUUGACAUUCGAGUUUUAAUUGAUAUUUAUGAAUGUUACGAAAAGUUUGCUAAAAAACGGGCGAAUGUUUCGAAUGAUCAUCUAUCAGUUGUUCCCUCCACUCAGAAAGCACCUGUUGUUCUCCAAGGAAAAAAACAAUGAUAUCGAUGACUUGGAGAUGCAGGUUGUUAGGUAUAAACCGGAAGGGCUUGAUAUACUCUGCCGAAACACAAAGUUUUCGCGCAAAGAAUUACAGAUAAUGUACCGAGGAUUUAAACAGGAAUGUCCAACAGGGAUAGUAAAUGAAGAAACAUUUAAAGAUAUUUAUGCUCAGUUCUUUCCUCAGGGUGAUUCGAGUCAGUACGCUCAUUAUGUGUUCAGCACAUUUGAUCAUGAUAAUAAUGGUUCUAUCAGUUUUGAGGAGUUUGUGAUGGGGUUGUCUGUUCUAUCACGAGGAACGUUACAGGAAAGGUUACAAUGGGCCUUUAAUUUAUACGACAUCAAUGGUGACGGUAUAAUCACUAAAGAUGAGAUGGUAGAUAUAGUAUCGGCGAUUUAUGAAAUGAUGGGAAGGUACUCGGAACAUAUCUGUGACGAGAACACACCACGAGAACAUGUUGAUCAAGUUUUUCAGAAAAUGGAUCUGAAUAUGGAUGGUGUAAUAUCGUUAGAGGAAUUUAUGGACACCUGUAAAAGGGAUGAGAAUAUAACGAAAGGGAUGUCGAUUUUUGACACAGUUCUUUGAUGUUCCGUUAAUCUAACCCAGAUCUAUUUAUUCCAAAAUUUGACACAGUUCAAACUUUUUAAAAGAGGGCAAACACAAACAGACAAUUUAAGAAAUAAGUUUGUUGUCUUCAAACCAGAUGCAUUGCACUCCGGAAGAGAAAAAAUGAGCUUUGCAUACUUUGUCAAAAUGGAUAUUUAUAGAAUAAAUCUUUGUGUGAAUUUAAGAAGUGUGAAUUCUAGGAUGGCAUUAAGUUUGGAAAAAUCAACGUUUGUGUUGAGAAUUCUGAGAAGAUCGAGAAUGUUCUUGGCAGUUGACUGUUAAAUAUUUCUAGCUUGUGUCGUCUCGUGCAUCUAGAAUUUUGUGCAAGUUGAGUGUUAUUGAUGUUUGGGAAAUGCCGCAGAUUAUGGUUUUUGUGAACGAGAUUUAAAACGAAGACUUUUAGACUUUUAUUAAUUCUUUUACUCAAUCAAUUUUAAAUAUUUAUCAUCUCUUGUUGUUAAUAUGAAUGAAUGAUUGAUGCCCCCAUGUGUCCAUGUUUGAAAUGUCCCCCCCCCCCAACGUGUCAAUGUUUGAAAUAUUUGAUGCCCCCCACCCCAACGUGUCAAUGUUUGAAAUAUUUGAUGCCCCACCCCUGCCAUUGAUACCCCAUGUGUCCAUGUUUGAAAUGCCCUCCCCCCCCACACACACACAAUAUGUCCAUGUUUGAAAAAAUUGAUGCGCCCAUCCCUUCCAUUGAUCCCCCACGUGUCUGCAUUUUAAUAGAUUGUAUAGAUUGUUUUAGAAUUUAUUAGAAGAUUCCCAUUUUUUAAAAAAAUUAUAUUGAGCGAUUUAAAUUAAAUAUGUUCUGAAAAUUUUGAAUUUUAAUCAAAAUAAUUCAGUUGUUUUUGGAGAGUUAUUUCAUCAAUUUUUAAGUGAGCCAGCUUCAAUGGUAUUAUAUCUUUAUCAAUAUUUGUGGUUUAACCCUUGAACUUCUGCUCCGGACGGAACUACUGCUCCGGCCCGGAACUACUGCUCCGAAUGCUCCGAAUGCUCCGAAUGCUACGACUGCUCCUAGUGCUUUGGCCCUGAACCUGUUGCUUGUAGUGCUCCAGAUGUUCCUACUGCAGUGAAUUAUUUAAGGACUGGGGGUGCUUGGAUGGCCGUAUGGUUCACUCAUAAGGUCUGUCAUUGAGUCAACUGGCGUGGUUUUGAUUCCCCAGUUGUACGUGACAAGGAGAAGGUUCGCCUAUCCAACCUCAGGAUUUUUUCUCCGGGUCCUCCUGUUUCCUCCAACUGCUAUGCGCAAGCGGAUUAUUGAAAUAAAAUUAAACCAUAUGUUAGUCCCAAAAUGACCUAGUUUGUGUCGAGUGGAUGUUAAACCCCAUUUCUUUCUCUAUUUAAGGACUUUUAACAAUGUCUACGGAACAGAAGAACAGUUGUUUUGGGGCAGUUUUGAAAAUGAGCUACAAAAACUCAAUGUAAAAAUAUCCCAAGAUAUUCAUCAAUUUUCCCUAAUUAUUUCAGGGAAAUGAUGUUGAUUUUUUCUAAAGGGUUAACAUACCAUUAAAAACUCUUAAUUCUGUAAAUAGUUUAAAAUAUCAUUGCCUGAUAUCCGAAUAUUAGGAUGUAUAAAAAAAGUAUUUGGUCAGUCGGGGACACAAUCGUUCCCCAGAUGCUGUAGUGGUCAGUCGGGGACACAGCAGUUCAUCAGAUGCUGUGUUGGUCAGUCAGGGACACAAUAGUUCACCAGAUGCUGUAGUGAUCAGUCAGGGACACACCCGUUCACCGGAUGCUGUGUUGGUCAGUCAGGGAAACAACUGUUCACCAGAUGCUGUGUUGAUCAGUCAGGGCCACAACAUUUCCCUAUCUCGGAAGGGGAUUUCCCCAAUAAACUUCAUGUCACGUAGAAUGACUUUUCUGACACAACAUUUAGGCUACACUGGUUGAGGCCACACAGGUUUCAGCUACACCUAUUUCAGAUACUCCAAUUUUGGCCACACGGGUUGGGGCCACACCAGUGGAGGCAGAUAAUGCCAGUAGUUGUAACGUUCUGUAGUGAGCUUGAAAUCUGCUCAUUCCUCACGCAUCGUGAAAAACAAUCAAAAUAUUUUAAAUCUGGAAGGGUAAAUAAUUUUUGUUUUGUUUGCAGGCAGGAAAAGCCAGUUUGUUUAUGUUUAAAAUUGAUGAAUUCAGGGUUUGUUAAUUUAUAGUUUAUAUUUAACUCUUUAGCUCUUGGUGCGUCUGAAAUCAAUGGUAACCAAAGGUCCAUAGGCUGCCCUUUAACACUUGGUCAAUCUGAAAUCGUUGAUGACUAGGGCUCUUAGCUGUGGUGUCACAUUAUACAGUUUGAGGCGGUCAGGGAAACGGAAGGUCAAGGAUGGACAGCCAGAAAUUUUCCCACACUAAACUUCUCCGCUUGAGAACAGACGCUAAGCUAGUUGACCGACAUUUCAAUUCCUAAAUUGACAAUAUUAGUCAAAAAAACCCUAAGUAUACUUGGAUAAGUUUGAGAAAUAUGUAUUCUGUUUCAAUUUAAUAUCAUUGAACAAGUUUAUUUAGUCUUUGUGUGUAUGGACGGAAUAGAACCACAUUACAAAAUAAUUCACUAAUUUUUGGAUAUGUCGGCCAUUUAGGGCAAAGAUCUAUUCUCAACCCAAUAUUGAUAUUUGUAUCCAAGCCAUGGCCAAUUUUGUUACCUGGCUGUCCCAGCCUACCGGUAUAUUUGUAUAUCCAGUCUGUCCCUGAUUAUAACCCUAUUGUUCAUUAGUUCCAACACCCAGUUUUAGGAAUGUGAUAUCUAUUGUUUUUUUCAGGUGUUUUGUUUAUAAACUUGUCCGAUAUUUUAUGUAUAUUUGCUUUAUUAAUGUAUAAAGAAACAAAAAAAUAAUGAAUACAUGACCCUUCAUUUUGAGAGAAUUCUAAGAAAAGAAUUUCCCUGAAAAAAAUGGGCGAGGUUAACAUGGGAGUAGGGGGAGUGAGGGGUAAGGAUGUUUUUUUGUUAAAACAAUAUUUUAUUCAGGUUGUCUGAAUGGGAUUGGGGAGCAGGCUUAGUCUAUGUAAAACCCCUCUCCCUACAGGAUGUUACUGGAUGUUAUUGCUUAAAUGAUUUGGGCAAUAAUUACACAGUUUUAUCAUCAAGACAUGUGGUUGUGGUCGACCGAACGGCUAAACAUGUGAGUGUUCCAUCAGGUCUGUCAUUUACGUGACAAGGAGUAGGGUUGCCUCUCCAACCUCGUAGGUUUUCUCCUGUUUCCUCCCACUGCUAAAGACCCCUACGCACAAGCUAAUUAGUGUCCACCAUCUCUUUUGACAAAACUAGAAUGCCCCCCCUCCCCCAUCUCUUGACAAAACUAAAAUUACCACCCAAAGAAAUGUAGAUAUGGUUACUACGGACUUCAAAUCUGACGGCUUGUUUAUUUUUGUUUUUUUUUAAAUAAGAAUUUCCCGCCUGAUUUUUGAGAAAUACUCAUCUCUUUUUACAUUAUCUGAAAUGACCACCUCAAGAAUUGUAGCUGGAUUUAUUGGAACUUUAGGCUUGUUUGUUAAUUUUUUAUUUUAAGAAUAAGAAUUCCCCUUUGAUUGUAGGCCUAUUGAUUGUAACCCCAUUGAUUGUAGGUUUAUUGAUUGUAGGCCUUUUGCGUGUAGGCUUAUUGAUUGUAAGCCAAUUGAUUGUAAGCCAAUUGAUUGUAAGCCUAUGGAUUAUAGGCCUAUUGAUUGUAUGCCUAUUGGUUGUAGGCCGAUUGAUUAUAGGCCUGUUGAUUCUAAACCUAUUUAUUGUAGGCCUAUUGAUUGUAAGCCUAUUGAUUGUAA
Messenger RNA from Patella vulgata (common limpet), 5670 nucleotides. RefSeq names its product Kv channel-interacting protein 4. Gene Ontology annotation, molecular function: calcium ion binding. The record is from RefSeq and is a predicted model, not a curated record. The transcript has 7 exons. Lineage: Eukaryota; Metazoa; Mollusca; Gastropoda; Patellidae. The coding region runs from base 1204 to 1899 and encodes 231 amino acids.